Messenger RNA from Linum trigynum, 6106 nucleotides. The record is from the annotation of a GenBank genome assembly. NCBI's taxonomy places the organism in Eukaryota, Viridiplantae, Streptophyta, Magnoliopsida, Malpighiales, Linaceae.
UGAAAGAAUAAAGAUGAAAUUAGUCGGACCAAUCAAUACUUUUUAUUAUUUUAUUGACCCACUAUAAUUUUACUCUCUUUCUCUCUCAUUCAUAUUUCAUUUCCUAAAAUAAAACAAAGAUAUUACAUUAUUUAUUAUGGUUAAAAGUGCAAUUCAUUUACAUAGUUAUAGGAAUUAUACCAAACACUAGAAUUGGAAAUGAAAUUCAAUAAAAAUAAAAAAUGAAAUUCCAUUUCCAUUUUCAUUUCUUCCCAAAUUAUAUCAAACAACAUGUAAAAGAACCGAGGGUAAAUAAAAUAUAGGUUAGGGAAAAAGGUUUGCUUGCCGCCGAGAAAAGGACAGUAUGGUCAGUUCGUUUAACCGGGUCGGACCCCACCUGAUUAAUCAAACCAAACAAAAAUAAGCUUAUGGUUCGUUCCACAAAUAGGAGUGAACCCAUGUUUUGCCCAUCUUUUAUGGUUUUCCGGGUUUGCGGGGGAAAAAAUCCCAAGUUACACAUGUUUUUAAAAAAAAUUCUCAAAAUACACAUGUUAUGAAAAUAAUUCCCAAUCUACACAUGUUUGGGCCUUCACCGCGUCAGAGAAGGGCGGUGAUUGCUUCACCGCGUGAGAGCAAAACGGUGAUUGCUUCACCGCGUGAGAGCAAAACGGUGACUGCUUCACCGUGGGAGAGCAAAACGGUGAUUGCUUCACCGCGUGAGAGCAAAACGGUGAAGCACUGAACUGCGUCCAAACUUUAAAACAACGUAACUUUGUGCUCGGUUAUCCGAUCGUAGCGAAUUUUUUUUUGAUUCCGCAUAAUUUUUCGAGAUCUUGCAAGCCGCAAACUGCCGGAGGCGGUCUGGUCCCGCCUUCGUCUCGAAAAAAUGUCGUUUGCUACCCCGAACGAGCCUUUUUUCGAUUUCGUCAAACUUUGAACGACCAUAACUUUGUGCUCCACAAUCCAAAAAUCAUGAAUUUUUUUUUUUGAUUUCGCAUAACUUUUUAAGGACUACAAUUUUUAUCAUAGACAUAAUUUCGGAAUGUACUUGGAUUCCUGAAAAGGGAAGGUAAAGUUAUUCCCAAAACCCCUUAUAUCCAUAAAUAAUUCAUUUUUUGAAAAUUCUCUCCUACUAAAAAUUGUAGUCCUUAAAAAGUUAUGCGGAAUCAAAAAAAAAAUUCAUGAUUUUUGGAUUGUGGAGCACAAAGUUAUGGUCGUUCAAAGUUUGACGAAAUCGAAAAAAGGCUCGUUCGGGGUAGCAAACGACAUUUUUUCGAGACGAAGGCGGGACCAGACCGCCUCCGGCAGUUUGCGGCUUGCAAGAUCUCGAAAAAUUAUGCGGAAUCAAAAAAAAAUUCGCUACGAUCGGAUAACCGAGCACAAAGUUACGUUGUUUUAAAGUUUGGACGCAGUUCAGUGCUUCACCGUUUUGCUCUCACGCGGUGAAGCAGUCACCGUUUUAGUUUGAAACGGUGAUGCUCAAACAUGUGUACUUUUGGAUUUUUUUUUAUAACUUAUGUAUUUUGGGAAUUUUUUUUAAGAACUAGUGUACUUUGGGAUUUUUUCCGUUUGCGGGGGCCAUUAGAUAAUCCGGCAACGUUGAACCGCCGGAGCCCCACAUUUCCCUUACCCGGUGCGGUUUCAUCAUUGAUGGUGAGUAGAGUGGAGAACAAUUCGGUUUGGUCCCUUUUCAAAUCGAACCAAAUUGAUUUUAGAAUUGACUCGGAUCGAGUAUAUUUUUGUUUGAUGUUGAUACAAAUUAUCUUAAUAUGAAGAAAAGUUAAUUAAAAUUGAAUUUUCAACGAAUCUAAUCAAAUCAUAAUCAUACAUGCUUUUGAUUCAGUUCUGAUUCUCAAUUUUCUUUCGAUUUUUGAAUCGGUUCUAUCCUGAUUCAAUCCGGAUCAAAUUCAUCAAUGCCAACCCUUAAUGGUGGUAGUUCAUUUUGACAAAUUUAGGAUUGUUGUGCUUUGUGUGUGUGGGAAUUGUUGUGCUAUUUCAUUUAAUCUUUGUGAUGGAGUAUGUAUUUGUUUAAUUGGACCUUGUCAUGUACGCCGCAUAGGUUGUUUGGAGUCAUAAAAAACUAGAACCACAUCAAAGAUAAAGUUGUUUAUGCUUGACAAUUUGUAAGAUUUUGUUCGAAUUAAACAAAAUUUAUGUUUGCGAAAACUUGGGAGUUUUUUUAUGGAUUGAACAAGAGGUUAGAAACCGUUACUAGAGGCAAAAUCAGAAAUUUGAAUGAGAAGUGGUAAAUAUAUAAGCUUAAGAUAUUUGAAUAGUGAUAAUUAUGAGAAUGAGAGGAGGGUUAAAGCAUUAACAACUACUCUAUUUUUUUAAAUCUAACAACAAACUUUACUUAUAAUUUUACACAUAUUUCAAAGUUGAGGGAUUGAGAUUAUAGCGCCUUGUACCUUCAACUAAACUCAGCCAUUGCUCUUGGUGAUGAAGUUAGGCUUGUUUUGGCACACCAACAUCGCAUCUAAGAUAAAGCGAAGGGUUGACAUGGUUGAGACCUAAAUCGUGCAUAUGAUUUGGAAUUGGUUGGAGAAACUAGGGUCAAGCUUUUCGAGGUGGUCAAACUUGCCUAUGAACUUCGAUGUUGAGUGCAAAAGUGUAGGAAUAGGGCAAUUUUACUUAAAAAAAAACUAUGGGUUAUACGAAGCAGUUGAUACUGAUGUGAUAAUCUUUUUAUGAUAGGGUAUUAUUCAUAAGUUUGUUCAUUCUUAAUACGUUGAGGUGUCAAAACUCACUCAUACUUUGCUCAUUCUUGACGAGUAUGAAGUUAUCGAGAGUCGAGACUACUCUAAAGAUUUGAGUUCUAUUAUAUUUCAUUCUUUUGCUAUUUGCUGAUACGUCCGAUUUAACCACUAAAAAAAUCUCGUGAAUUCGACUUUUUUUUUUGCCAUUCUUUGAUAAUUAAACCCUUCAAUGUAAGGCCAUCAAAGUCAUUGACCAAACACUCCCCUAAGGACCGGACCGGACCCUCUCCCCCUUCCCUCUCUCUGCUGCAGUCUUCAUCUGAUUCCCCUCUGCUUCUUCUUCCCUCUCCUCUGCUUACUUCACAAGUUCACUUCCCAUUAGCGGCUCUCAGCAACAAAAUCAUUAAUUUUCAUUAUCCCCUCCAUUCUUUACUCCCUUUUUCUUUUGUUUUAUUCUAUUUUCUUCGCAAACUCCAUCUAUUCUCUUCCUCUGUUUUCUUUUCCCCCUUCCCUGUAGACUCCCUCUGCCUCUCUCUCUCCUUCCACCUGCCUCUUAUCACCACACGAGUAACUCACUAGAGAAGCCAUUAACAGCGAAACACAGAGAAAAAGAGGGGGCAAAAGGGAACAAAAAGAACAGGGAAGUGGAUUAAAAAAAAAAACAGAGGGAUGAUUCUUCAUCGCCAUACCUCGACCUCUGCUUCUUUGUCUUCCUCCCUUCAUCGCUCAACUUCACAGAUUCAACUCCCCAGCAAAUUUCCUGCUCCGUUUUCUUGGAUCUGAUUGAGAAAGUAGAGAAAGUAAAAGAAAAGUCUGCAGCUUUUUUGAAGUUUUUUUUUAUUCUUUAUUCCUCUGUUUCCGAUGGAGUCAGAUCUUCAGCAUCUUCACCACCAGCAGCAAUCGAACCAGAAGCAAAUGAAUUCCGGCGGAGGUGGACUGACGAGGUACCAAUCGGCUCCGGGCUCCUACUUCACCAGCUACCUGGAAAAAGAGCUCUGCGACGAGCUCUUGAACCGCCCUUCCAGCCCGGAAACAGAGAGGUUCUUCGCCAGAUUUUUAGCCAACACCGCCAGCUCCGACGGGUUGCAACCCGACCCGGUUCUCGCCCCGGUUAAGCAAGGCUCUCCCCCUUUACAACAAGGGAUGGAUGAUUACUCUUCCGGGCCGCAGAGUUUCUACUCGCCGCCUCCGCCUCCGCCGCCAAGCAGCCAGUCUCGCCCGCCAUUGCCGUCGGCUCCGGCCAUGGAUUACAGCCGCUUGCCUCCGACUCCGCCACCACCAUCAUCGAAAUCUGGCGGUGGGAACAACUCGUCGAAUCUCGUCAGGCACAGCAGCUCCCCUGCUGGGCUUUUCUCCAAUAUCAACAUUGAGUUCGAAAAUGGGUAUGCUGUGAUUAGAGGGAUGGGAGAUUUUGUUGGGAAUAGGGAGUCUUCAGGGAGGAUGAGUCCAAUAGCUGAGAUUGAUACCAAGGACAACAUUAUUGAAGCCAUUAACAGUAGUAGAGCAGAGAGCUCGUCGGAUUUCGGGGAAGCUCAUCAUCCUGGAAACUAUGUUGGUACUACUACUGGGCACCCCAUGGAUUCUUGGGAUGAUUCUGGGAUCAUGAAGGGUGGGCUCUCUGAGGAUGACAGAACUUUCUCUGGUCUCAACGAUUCUCAGAUUGAGGAGGGAGGAGGGAACCGUCCACCAAUGUUGGCACAUCACUUGAGCCUGCCCAAGACGGCGGCAGAGAUGUCGGCUCUGGAGAAGCUGCUGCAUCUUCAAGAUUCCGUGCCUUGCAAGAUUCGAGCCAAGCGAGGUUGCGCCACUCAUCCAAGAAGCAUCGCUGAGAGGGUGAGAAGAACACGAAUCAGCGAACGAAUGAGGAAGUUGCAAGACUUGGUGCCAAACAUGGACAAGCAAACCAAUACGGCAGACAUGCUAGAUUUGGCCGUUGACUAUAUCAAAGAUCUCCAAACACAAGUAAAGGUGAUGGCAGAUUCUCGAGCCAAAUGUACGUGUACAAGUAUGCAUCAGUCAUAGCAGAAAAAAGACCCUAAACAGAAAGGGGAUCAGCUUCAAUUUCCUGGCUAAGCCAUAUAUAUGUAUACAAUUAAUAAGAAUUGUCUGCCUUCUACCCAUGAAAAUUUGAACAAAAAGAAAGGGUUUUGACUUUUGAUGAUAGAAAGAAGCAGAUUAUUAAAAGCUAUAUAGCAGGAGCUUUGGUAAUAUUUAUAUGUUGUGAAAAAGGGUAAUAUUCAAGGCAGAAAAUAGAAGAUGAACAGAAGAAGUUGUACAGUGAUUAACUUGGCCUGUUGUAGACUUGUUAGUGUUCUUGUGACAUAAUUAUAGUUAUCAUCAUUCCCUUUUCCAUUUCCCACUUAGAUUUUGGAGCAUGAAACGAAGCUUAUGCCUCCAAAUGAUGUGAUUCGUGUAAGAAUGCAUAGGGCUAAGAUUAUGAUGAAGAUUAACUGAGAGUCGAAUCGAUCAUCUCAAAGUUAUCGUAUUGAUGGUGAUGUUGCUAGGUUAAUGAUCUGGUGGUUCUGAUUUAAACGUUAUGCUUGGAACCCUUUAUGUCCUUUCCAACUUUGUGUGAUGGAUAGGGAAAAAGGUUUGAUCUUUCCAUAGUUUCUUGGCAUUCGUUUUGGUGUUGAUACAAAAUAGGGAGAAAAAAAAAAAAAAAAGGAGCGUGGAAAGGGUAAUGUGAAGCUUUAAAGGUUUGUGGAUGGGGGACUAACUUUUUAAUUUAAUUUAUUUUUCUUUUGGUUUCAAUAAUAACUGGGAAAUUGACAGGAGAGAAAUUAGUGUCCACUACUUUAUCAACAAUAAUUUGGUUCAAAUGACGACUACUUGAUACAAAAAGGAGAUAUUCCAAGCACAAAAUGCUCUUUGGUUAGGGUGUUUGGUUGACUUUUUUGUCAAUUUUGUUAUUUCAACUCGAUUUGAAAUUGUCAUGAAUUCAUUGCUGCGACUGCGUUGAUUUAAGAGAAAAUAAGCAUAACACUCGAUGUAAUACGAAUUGUGGUUGUAUCAAUCAUACCAUCUAAUUAGGGAACUCAACUAUUUAAUUUCGGUUUACUAACCCUUGUUCAUCAUAGUGUGUAUUCAUGUGAUUUAGAAAUAUGUUUUUUGAGUUAUUAGAUAUUGAAAAUAUCUCGCUAUUUAUCCGUAAUGACUAUAAAUUGCGCUUUCAAACUUUUUAUGCCUUUAUAACUCUACAAUACUUCAUCACCACCCUAUUACUAAUCAGUCUAUCUCUGAUUUACAUAUUGACUAUCAUAUUCCCUAAAUAUUAUUGGAUGUGGGGAAGAAUGAAGUGACAUAGUAACGAGAGGGUGGUAUAGUUAGAUAGACUAUCAAUUUAUUUGAUUGAUCCACUUAAAUUGAAUGAUAUAACAACGGAGUAAUUAAUAAAGUUCCCAUAUUAUGAUAAACAAAAUAGGAUAAUGUAU